CAGCAAUAGGUGGCAGCACAGAGUUGCGGAGAUUGUCAAGGCCACAGUGAAAAAGUAAAACUCAGCAGGUCGGUCUGUGAUUUACUUGGGGGGGUCACUGCAGGCUGCUCAGGAGAGGACUAUGGAGCCCUUAACUCGGUCGGAGGUGUUCGGAGAGCUCAGGAAGGAGCUUUAUGGAGACAAGCAGUCGAGUCAUUCCAGCACACACACAUUUAUCAUCCUGGGGGCGUCUGGAGAUCUUGCCAAGAAGAAGAUCUACCCGACUUUGUGGUGGUUAUUCAAAGAUGGCCUGCUCCCAGAGGACAUCUACAUUGUGGGAUUUGCCCGCUCUGACCUGACUGUAGAGAAAAUUAAGGCGGCAUGUCUUCCUCAUAUGAAGGUCACUGAAGAGGAGCUGGACAGUCUAUCAGCCUUCUUCAAGAGGAACUCCUAUCUGAGUGGUCGCUAUGACGUUGGCAGCUCCUUUGAACGACUCAACAGCCAUCUGUCAUUUCUGCCUGGAGGAGAAACCGCCAACCGUCUCUUCUAUCUGGCGCUGCCCCCUACUGUCUACCACCAUGUCAGCACAAACAUCAGAAACCACUGCAUGAGUUGCAACAGAGGCUGGAACAGGGUCAUCUUUGAGAAGCCGUUUGGUCAUGACCUCCAGAGCUCCCAGGAGCUUUCAGCCCACCUCUCCAACCUGUUCAAGGAAGACCAGAUCUACCGCAUAGAUCACUACCUGGGAAAAGAGAUGGUUCAGAACCUCAUGGUCCUCAGGUAACGUCGCGUCA
Poecilia latipinna (sailfin molly) is the source of this 773-nucleotide messenger RNA. Its product is annotated as glucose-6-phosphate 1-dehydrogenase-like. Lineage: Eukaryota; Metazoa; Chordata; Actinopteri; Cyprinodontiformes; Poeciliidae. Gene Ontology annotation, biological process: glucose metabolic process; pentose-phosphate shunt, oxidative branch. The record is from RefSeq and is a predicted model, not a curated record. Gene Ontology annotation, molecular function: glucose-6-phosphate dehydrogenase activity; NADP binding. The coding region runs from base 122 to 763 and encodes 213 amino acids. Gene Ontology annotation, cellular component: cytosol. The transcript has 5 exons.